UUGAGACACACACACAAAAAGAAGAGGAGAGGCCGGGCGAGCGGGAUUCCGAGGGAGCGCCAAACCAAGCAGACGCCACCAUGACCGAAACCACCAAAACCCAUGUUAUCUUGCUGGCCUGCGGCAGCUUCAACCCCAUCACCAAAGGCCACAUUCAGAUGUUUGAAAGAGCCCGAGAUUAUCUACACAAGACAGGAAGAUUCAUCGUCAUUGGUGGAAUAGUCUCGCCUGUACAUGACUCAUAUGGAAAACAGGGUUUGGUUUCCAGCCGGCAUCGCCUGGCAAUGUGUCAGUUGGCUGUUCAGAGUUCUGAUUGGAUAAGGGUGGACCCCUGGGAAUGUUAUCAGGAUACUUGGCAGACCACCUGCAGUGUACUGGAACAUCAUCGGGAUCUGAUGAAACGAGUUACUGGUUGUAUCCUGUCCAAUGUGAACACACCUUCUUUGACCCCAGUGAUUGGACAGCCCCAGAAUGAGACCCCACAACCUAUUUACCAGAACAGCAACCUUUCCAACAAGCCAACUGCAGCAAAACUUUUGGGGAAGGUGGGAGAAAGCCUUAGCAGGAUUUGCUGUGUUCGUCCCCCAAUGGAGCGUUUCACCUUUGUGGAUGAAAAUGCUAACUUGGGGACUGUGAUGAGAUAUGAAGAGAUUGAGCUUCGAAUCUUGCUGCUGUGUGGAAGCGAUCUUCUGGAGUCCUUCUGUAUCCCAGGCCUUUGGAAUGAAGCUGAUAUGGAGGUGAUAGUGGGGGACUUUGGCAUUGUUGUUGUGCCACGAGAUGGUGCUGAUACCGAGAGAAUCAUGAACCACUCCUCUGUACUUCGCAAGUAUAAAAACAAUAUCCUGGUUGUGAAGGAUGAUGUGAAUCACCCCAUGGCAAUUGUCAGUUCCACUAAAAGCAGACUGGCCCUUCAGCAUGGCGACGGGCAUGUGGUGGAUUACCUGUCUCAGCCAGUCAUUGAUUACAUCCUUAAGAGCCAGCUGUACCUGAAUGCCUCCGGUUAAAGCUCUUGCUGGCAUUGCGGCAAAGCUGCCAUGUGGCGCCACCUUCCUAUGAUUGUUCAUCAUGGUUCUCUUUCUCACUCUUGUUUCUUUUUUCAAUGCCUCUUGCCUGCAUCUGCCUAUUCCACUCUGAUUUUUUUUUUCCAGCCCCGGGAAUUGCUGCCUACAGCUAACAGCCAAGUACAUAUGCCAUCAAGCAACCCUUCUCCCCUUGCAGUUAGGAGGGAAAAGAGUAAAGAAUAUCGGGCACUAUUGCUUAAAGGGAGAAGAUUCGGAUUGCCCUUCCCAGCAUGCAACAGAGGAAAUGACAUCACCUGCCUUUCCAGCAUGGUUUGGGAAGCAGGAUGAUGGCUCUUCUGUUUCCCUUCCUCUCUCCCUCUGUUGGCUAAAUAAAUCUCGGUGGGGCUCUUUAUUCUUACUGUUUCUCAUUGGCUUUCUCAACUACCACCCCCCACCGCCAAAUUGGCUUUUUUUUUUAAAUAACUGCCAUCCUUUACCAUGACAAUGAGGUGGCAAGCUUAUUAAAAACUAAAACACCCACCAGAUAUUUUAGGUCAUUGGUGGAAGAAUUUUGAAGUGAACACAAAGAAAACAAGAGGAAGCAGAAAAAUAGAACUGCCCAUCUGUAAUGCUUUUCUGCAACGGGAACCUUUUUUUUAAAAAGGUUAUUGGAGAAAAAGCUCAGAAAGCAAGUUUGCUUCGUAUUUAGCAUCUCUUCCUCCUCUCUCUCCCCCCACCCCAUUGUAAAUAGAUAUCUGUUUCUGAAGGAGAGGAUGACAUGUUUUUAUUUUGGUUGCUGUUGUACUCUCACAUUUUUUUUUAAAGGAGCAUUUCUUAAAAGUGGGGAAAGAGCCACAGGACACAGGUCUCUUGAAUGAUAGUUAGUGAUGUGGCCCUCAAUUGUCUGUUCCUGGAGUUUCAUGUUCUUCAGAAACCCAUUUGCAGUUUAACUACUUGUCAUGGUGUACCGUGGCUGGUUCUAUAAUUGUAGGCUCUUUCAGUUUAUUAUUUUCUUCUGUCAAGGAAGUACAUGUAUAUUUCUUGUAGGCAACAAUUGUACAUGGUCCUACAGUCUGGCAGCUUGUUUUCCAUGGGUCUUCUUUCCCUUGACAGCAGGAAACUGCUGCUCGAGUUUAUGCUGUAAAAUAGACAUUUAAUCCUCCAUACAAAAAGCAACCCCCCUCCAAAACACAACAACAAUUACAAAAAAGCUGCCUAAUAGCUGGAGUAGAUUAAAUGGUCCACCAAUACGGUUGUUUAGUAGUGUGUGCAUGUUAUGGACACUGAGAGGGACUAGGAUCAUUAGAGAAUAUCAGUGGUGGCAAAAGGCAGCUUCACAAUUAGGAAAACAGCUGGAGUUUUCCACACUACUGGCAGUGUAGCAUAUAGAGCAGGAGGAUCCAGUUCAGCUAUGGGGAGAAACCUUAGUGAUGAUCCUUUUUAUGAAAAAAAUAAUGAUAAUAACCUGUUUAUUUUGUGCUGUGUGUUUAUUCAUUGAAAUGAGUUUGCCUGUUUCAGACUGCAAAGUUAGAAGUAUUUAAUUAGAAAGGACAGAACUGGUUAAAAAAAAAUAACAACCAGCCAGAAAGACGGGGAUUUUUGUAAAAAAACAAAAAAAAAGUUGAAGUGUUACCGUGUUUUAAUACUCUUCUAUUUAUGUCGUUUCUCUCUUUUUUUAAAAAAAAAUCUAUAGCCAGGGAAGCACUUUAGUACUAAGAUUGAUGGGGGGGGGGGAAAUGGGUUUCUAAAUUAACGCCCAUUGCAAGAAAUAAUGUCAGUGCCUGCAUCUAAACCGUACCCUAAAAAAGAUGGACUAUCAUGAUCAGCAUUUACAUCUGUGGCUAUUAUGCUACUCUUUUAUUCUCACAAAUGUUGUUUUUUAUAAAGUAAGAAGGCGGCAGAAGUAGCACUGAGGGGAAAAAAUAUACCAGAUGGCUGGUAAUGUCAUGUGGAUUUCCCUGUGAAAUGUGAGCAAACAAGGUAUGACAAUGUCUUGCUGAAUUCCUUGUGCGCACAAUCUCAGAUGUGAACUUUGCUUAUGAGAAGCAGCUGCCAUCCAAACAAGCACUUAGAAACCAGACAGAAUAGCUGAGGACAGAGAUGUCUUGAUGAGGCUCAUUCUCAUCAUUUACUGUAGCAUCCAAAGUAUUGAGUACUCCUGGGUACUCACUGCUAGCAUAGGUAGAUGUACAAGAGACAGUGUCUUUGAUAAGAAUUUUUCUACUCAGAGAAGGCUUAGAUAGCCUACAUUACUAGAUAAAUCGCCCUCCCGCUGUCCUGUGAGACAUAUCAGCUACAACUUCUAAAGCACUUUCUCAUUCACUUCCUGCUGCAAUCCACUAUUGGUCUUAAUGCCAAGCUGCAAGAUUCAACGCCCACCAAUCACAUAGUCAACUCUGUGUGCGCGCAUGUGUGAUUCUGUGUGUGUGGUUGUAUGUGUGUGUGACUGUAAACCUAGCCUUCCCAAAAGGUGUAAAGGACAAUUUUGGUUGGACACAAACAAGUAGGACAUGACAAGGAAAAAACAGGAUGAUAUCUCCCUUUCUCUGAACAAAAAAGAUGGAUUAUUGGGGCCUUUCCAAUUUCAUCCAGUUUAGGACAGCAUGCCUUAGAAACGUAGCAUUGUGAUACAGAUUAUGUAUAUAAAGUCUUACUACAGUACUCUUUGCCUUCAUAUUCUCAGUUAUGCUUAUGCUUGUGGGGGAGAGGGGAGCAGGUGUAGCAUCCAUUUGGAGCAAUGUUUCCAACCUUAACAACUUUGGAGGUGUGGACUUCAACUCUCAGAAUUCCCCAGCCAGCAGCCAGGCUUCCAGGAGCUGAAGUCCAGAUCUUGUAAAGUUGUCAAGGUUGAGAAACUCUGAUUUGGAGCACGCAAGUGGGAUUGCUUUGGUACAAGUUGGAGAUUGACUAUCAGACUGAUUUACCUUGACACAAAAUAUGGAUUUUAGCUACACGGG
Molecule: messenger RNA, 3958 nt
Organism: Ahaetulla prasina
Lineage: Eukaryota; Metazoa; Chordata; Lepidosauria; Squamata; Colubridae
Gene: NMNAT2
Product: nicotinamide nucleotide adenylyltransferase 2
Exons: 11
Coding region: 81-1004 (307 amino acids)
Biological process (GO): NAD+ biosynthetic process
Cellular component (GO): Golgi apparatus
Molecular function (GO): nicotinate-nucleotide adenylyltransferase activity; nicotinamide-nucleotide adenylyltransferase activity
Source: RefSeq, a predicted model, not a curated record